Molecule: messenger RNA, 990 nt
Organism: Effrenium voratum
Lineage: Eukaryota; Dinophyceae; Suessiales; Symbiodiniaceae
Source: the annotation of a GenBank genome assembly
AUGCUGUGCGGCAAGCCGCCGUUCUGGGGCAACUACAACGAGCAGCUGAGGAGGAUGAAGCGGGAGAGCUUCCCCAUGAGCGACAGCACCUGGCAGCAGAUCUCCCGGCCAGCCAAGGACCUGAUCCGGGGAUUGCUUAGAGCUGAUCCCAAGCAGAGGAUGAAGCUGGAGGACGUCCUGCGGAAUCCUUGGCUGAGGCUGCAGGACUCGCCCUCCGCCAUGGACACGCGGGUGGCCAGUCAGGUGUUGAUGAACCUGCGCCAGUUCAGCCGAACUUCUCAGUUUUUCACCAUGUGCGUGGCCUCGGUCGCCAGGCAGUUGGACCACCGCAGCCUCCGCGAUGUCCACAAGGUGUUUGCCGAGAUGGACACGAACGGCGAUGGAGUGCUAGAGCUUCACGAGGUGCGGGCCGGCUUUAUCAAGUUCUUCGGCAGGGACAGCGACCAAGUCAAGGAUGUAGAGAAGGUCUUUGCGAGGUUGGACCUGGACGGCUCGGGGGUCUUGGACUACACCGAGUUCUGCGCCGCCGGCAUCGGCGAGCGCGUGAGCCUGGAGGAAGACGUGCUGUGGGCUGCCUUCAAGGCGUUCGACGUGCAGGACGACGACGGGCGGAUCACCAAGGAGGAGAUCGAGCAGGUGCUGCGGAGCGCGGACGUCAACAAGCUUUGGACGCCGGAGGUCUGCCAGGAGGUGGCCUCUGAGGUCUUCGAGUCCUUUGAUCAGAACGGGGAUGGGUCCCUGGACUUUGAGGAGUUUGUAAAGCUCAUGCGGGAGUGCGCCGCACGACGACAGGUGCACGAGGACGAGGUGGAGCCGGAGGAGCAAGAGCUGAUCGAAGAGCUGGAGAAGGACUUGAAGAUCGGCCGGGCAGACAAGGAUGGACCCUUAUCGACUUCGCAUCGCCCGAACGCCGGUCGAAGAAAGCCGCCGGCUCGCGCCCAUGUGCUCCCAGUUCUGGGGAGAGAUGUCCACAAAAAGCGUGCCAUCUGA